GGCCCAAAUUGUAGAAUCCAACCCACUAUCCUUCUCUCUCUCCCCCUUACCGGCGCGAAACCCUCCCCGCCUUCCUCAGCCGCUGUUUUCUCCCUGCCACCCACAAUCAGCAAACUUUUCCGAUCACCACACCUUCUCAUCCUCAGCUCAGCGGCAUCAAUAAUUCCUACUUCAAUUGUUCAUCUGGUCUUCCCGUCUCACUCCACUCUUCGUAGAAUUGUUCUAAUGAGAUGUGUGAGAAGAUGGCAAGUGCUGCAAAAGAGGAUCCGAAGAAGAAGCCGCAGCCGCAGUUGGUGAAGCUGAAUCAUGCUUUCAAAUUGGCUGAGCAAUGGGUUAAUAACAUGACUAAAACCUCGUCGAUUGAUAAACCACCUUCGAUAGAAUUGGAAGGCCGUCCCAUGAGGCUUGGAAUUGGUGCAACUGUUCCUAAAGAAUCCAAAUUUCUUCGUUCGAGUAAUCCUGUUGAAAAAAAGUUGCUUGCCAAGCUGCAUAACAACAAAAUAAAAGGUGCCAUGAAAGAUGAAGCUUCAACCCUGCCUGCAGAAAAAGCUGAUGAGGACAGCGAAGAAGAAGAAUCAGAAAGCAAAACCCGAGCUUUCUCCAAGAAGAGACCUCCGAGCUCAAUUUCACAUCUACAUGCUAGAAAGAAACAUAGGUGAUUGUUGUAUAUUUCAAGAAAUUCUGCAAAUGUUUUCUCAGCUGUUUCAGUGCUUGCACCAACAACUGUGUAGUUUUCAUGCCUCAAUGAUGCACACUUAGUGAAGAAUUGUAAUUUUAAUGAAAAAUAGGCACUUUUAUUUGUCCCUUAGUUAUGUAUGUGAAUUAAUUUGAAAAACUACUUCAGAUUCUUUAUCUUCCA
Salvia hispanica is the source of this 859-nucleotide messenger RNA. RefSeq lists its product as uncharacterized. The record is from RefSeq and is a predicted model, not a curated record. Lineage: Eukaryota; Viridiplantae; Streptophyta; Magnoliopsida; Lamiales; Lamiaceae.